This is a messenger RNA of Colletotrichum godetiae, 1653 nucleotides long. Its product is annotated as major facilitator superfamily transporter. Bases 1 to 1653 code for a protein of 550 amino acids. The record is from RefSeq and is a predicted model, not a curated record. Gene Ontology annotation, biological process: transmembrane transport. Gene Ontology annotation, cellular component: membrane. Gene Ontology annotation, molecular function: transmembrane transporter activity. NCBI's taxonomy places the organism in Eukaryota, Fungi, Ascomycota, Sordariomycetes, Glomerellales, Glomerellaceae. The transcript has 2 exons.
AUGCAUUCCCGAGCCGACAACUCAGACGAAGACACCGUCGUAGACGACGCCGGCUCCCCAAGAUCCUCCACAGACUCGUCAACAGAAUCAACCCCCCUCUUCGCAACCUCCUCACCACCAAGCAAGAGCACCACCAGACCCUCCCAAAACCGCAGCAGAACAGACUCCCUCCUCAACGCAGCAACCCAGCUCCACGUCCCCAAACUCCACAACGCAGACGCCAUCGUCGCAACCUUUGUCACAAUCAUCCUCCUCGGCGCCGGCUUCGGUGGCCUUUGGACCAUCCCCACCACCCGCAAGGUAGAAGACAUCGUCUGCCGGCAGUACUACGGCGUCCUCUACACCCAGGACGCCAUCGACGAGUCCAAAUGCAAGGAAGACGAGAUCCAGAGCGAGGUGGCCAUGAUCUUCGCCGUGUACAGCGCGCUGCAGGCGUCCAUUGGUGCCGCUUCCGCGUUUCCCUGGGGCAUUGUGGCGGACCGGCUGGGGAGGAAGCAGGUUUUUUCGCUGGCGGUGUUGGGUCAGAUGCUGGAUCAGGCGUGGUUUCUCGUCGUGUGUGCGUUUCCCAAGGUGAUUCCGCUCAAGGCUUUGUGGGUUGGACCGUCAAUGUUGCUCGUUGGUGGCGGGAACGCCGUGUUGUCUGCCGUCGUCUUCUCGAUGCUCUCUGACGUGACGACUUCGGAGAACAGAGCCAAGAAAUUCAUGGCCGUCCACCUGGCCUCCAUGAUAGGAAACCUCUGCGCCCCCGCCGUCGCAGGCUGGAUGAUGGAACGAACCGGCCCCUGGCCCGUAAUGUGGCUCGCCUACGCCGGCUUCGCCUCCCUCCUCUUCACAAUCCACCUCGUCCCAGAAACCAAACCCCCCGCCGCCAAACUCUCCCCGGACCCCAUCGCCGACGCCCCCGAAGCCGAAUCCCCCGUCAUUGGCACCAUCCAACACACCUUCAACCGCCUCAAGGAGUCCAUGGCCCUCCUCAAGAACCCUUCCCUCGUAAUCCUCAUGGUCGCCACCCUGAGCUCCUACCCGGUCGUCAUGUCAACCUACCAAUUCAUGACAAUCUUCGCCUCGAAACGGUACCACGUCUCCCUCUCGCAGACGGGCUACCUCUCUUCCCUCUACGGCCUCGGCGUCUUCCUCACCAUCGUCGCCAUCCUCCCAGCCUUCUCCAAGCUUCUCGCCUCCCCAAAAGCCCCGAAACCUCUACGCUACACAGACGACCACGAACGCGACCUCUUCCUGGGCCGGCUCUCCUCCGUCGCCUUACUGCUCGGUGCGCUAACCAUGUCCGCGUCUCCCACCAUCGGUGCCUUCAUCGGCGGGCUGGCGAUCCUGUCCCUCGGCUCCGGGUGGGGCAGCUACGUGCGGAGUCUCUGCGCCGUCUACGUUGAUGCCGCGCACCGCACGCGGCUGUACUCCAUCAUCUCGCUCGUGGAAACGGCGGGCCAGACGUAUACGCAGCCCAUGCUCGCGGGGCUGUUCAGUCUGGGGAUGAAGCUCGGGGGCGCGUGGAUCGGGCUGCCGUACCUGGGCGUCGCUUGUUUUUGCAUCGCUGCGUUGGGGCUGCUUCUCAUGGUGAGACUUCCGCCAUCGGAGGGUAAGGGGACGCAUGCGAUGGGGGAUGAUGGUGAAGAUGUUGGUACGAGUUCUCAGUGA